UAGAAUUUUGCUUGUCAUCCGGCGUUGAAAACUUGAAAAGCGAAAACAUUCGAAUCACCGCAAAUUCUUUUAAAGUAUUAUAAUGGCUUUAAUAGAUUACUGUCGCUUGGAUGAAAAAAUUAAUUUAAAGCCUGCUGUAUCUCUAGCUACCUUUCAACAGGAUGUGAUUGGUUAUACGAAGAACUUUACAAAUUGCUCCCAACUUGCAGUUCCGCCGUUCGCAAAUCCCGUAGAGAGCUUAGCUCAACUUAGUGCUCAAGAUGAAACUGGGAAAAAAAUCAAAAUUGAAUUUGACCAUGGAACUACAACCCUCGGAUUUCGUUACAAGGGAGGUGUUUUACUGGCAGUGGAUUCCAGAGCCACUGGUGGUCAGUUCAUUGGUUCACAGACCAUGAAGAAAAUUGUUGAGAUCAAUGAUUAUUUGUUAGGUACAUUAGCAGGUGGUGCAGCGGAUUGUGUAUACUGGGAUAGAGUUCUUGCAAAGCAGUGUCGGUUGUACGAGCUGAGGAACCGGGAGAGGAUAUCUGUAGCUGCUGCGAGCAAACUAAUGGCUAACAUGGUGUACAACUACAAGGGUAUGGGGCUCAGCAUGGGAAUGAUGCUCGCCGGAUUUGAUAAGCGGGGUGCACAGUUGUAUUAUGUGGACAGCGAAGGUACCCGUACACCAGGGAAGGUUUUCUCUGUUGGUUCCGGCUCUGUCUAUGCAUUUGGUGUGCUAGACUCUGGAUACAAAUGGGAUCUUGAAGACUUGGAGGCUCAAGAACUUGGGCGUCGUGCUAUCUACCACGCGACGCACCGGGAUGCGUACUCCGGUGGCAUUAUCCGCGUAUACCACAUUAGCGACCAGGGCUGGGUCAACAUCUCCAACGAGGACUGCUCCGACCUGCACUACAAGUAUCAGGCACAGCGGGGAGUCACAGAUACCGAAUAAAUUAUAAUUGGGUACUGCUGUUUCAUUUAUCAUAAUACGCCACUCUUAAAUUUAUAAUAAAUCACAUCAAAAUAGAA
Molecule: messenger RNA, 1008 nt
Organism: Leptidea sinapis
Lineage: Eukaryota; Metazoa; Arthropoda; Insecta; Lepidoptera; Pieridae
Gene: Prosbeta5
Product: proteasome subunit beta type-5
Exons: 6
Coding region: 83-931 (282 amino acids)
Cellular component (GO): proteasome core complex
Molecular function (GO): threonine-type endopeptidase activity
Source: RefSeq, a predicted model, not a curated record